Trichomycterus rosablanca is the source of this 4491-nucleotide messenger RNA. RefSeq names its product oxysterol binding protein-like 3b (gene osbpl3b). Gene Ontology annotation, molecular function: cholesterol binding. The coding region runs from base 336 to 2966 and encodes 876 amino acids. Gene Ontology annotation, cellular component: intracellular membrane-bounded organelle; membrane; cytosol. Lineage: Eukaryota; Metazoa; Chordata; Actinopteri; Siluriformes; Trichomycteridae. The transcript has 23 exons. The record is from RefSeq and is a predicted model, not a curated record.
UGCUACUGCAUUGCCCCUGUUUUUAAAGUAGUGAGGUAGGUGGAUUGGCGUUGGACAGGACUCGGCGGUUGGUGUUAUUUUUCCGUCUUUGCGCUUCGGUCGUUGCGCGUAUUUUUGCGCACAGAAGAGCGGCUCCUCCUCACAUCUGACGCGCACACAGAAGUUUCUCAGGUUUCCCCGCUCCCGGAAAUCGGAACUGAUGCUUCGACUUGGGUUCGAGUGGUGCUGCGUCGCUGACAAGGUCGGCCCGUCGCAUUAACGACAGCUGCAUGGACACUCCCUCUCGUUCUUCCUCACCCCCGUGCCCGUAUUUUGGGUGAUUUUGAUUUUGGGGGAUGAGCUCAGAGGAGAAGAGCUCCAUCAUGUCCCAGAAGAUCUCCUCUCCAUCCCGCAGCAACAGCAGCACCUCGUCCAAACACGACAGCCGACAGGACAGCUGGGAGAUCGUGGAAGGGCUGCGCGGGGGGUCAGGAAACGUCCAGGAGCCCGAGAGACAGGAGGGCUUCAUGAUGAAGAGGAGGAAAUGGCCCAUGAAAGGCUGGCACAAGAGGUACUUCUUUUUGGAGAAGGGGAUCCUGAAAUACGCCAAGUGCUCGGCUGACAUGGAGAAGGGGAAGCUGCACGGCUGCAUCGACGUGGGUCUGUCUGUCAUGGCCAUCAAGAAGAAAUCCAAGUGCAUCGACCUGGACGCCGAGGAGAACAUCUACCACCUCAAGAUCAAGUCUCAGGAUUCGUUUGACGAGUGGGUCUGUAAACUGCGGCACCACCGACUCUACAGACAGAACGAGAUCGCCAUGCUGCCCCCUGAGAAACCGCUCUUCAGCCCCCACUACCCAUCAACCCCCGAGAACCAGGCCGCCAGGAAGCAAGCGUCUCUGGUGAAGCAGUCGUCCCUUCACUCGCCGUUCACCUUCACCGGUCAGGCCAAGGUCGCCGCCUGGCUCCAGUCCUCCAACGAAGUGGACAAGUGUUCCAAAGAACUCUCUGAAUGUGAGACGCAUCUACUGGAGCUGAAUCACCUGCUGAGGAGUAUGGAGGUUCUGCACCGCACCUACUCCGCUCCCGCCAUCAGCGCCCUGCAGGCUUUGGCAUGCGACAGCCCUAAAAAAGAGAAGCGGCCUCCCAGAAAAUGGCGCUCCAAACACUUCAAGGACAACAAAACAACUCUGCAGGUUCCCAGCUGCAUCUCGUCCGGAUCCGUGCGCCUCCACGCGUCCAAUCCCAACCUGUCCUCCGCCGACCUGGUCGACGAGAAGAGCUACCCGGAGCCGCUGGACCUGCCCAUCGACGUGUCCAAACUGCAGGAGGACUUCUGCCGGGUCGCCGGCAGCUUGCACGCCGGUCUGAAGUCGGCCCUCGGCUCGCUGAGCACAGAGAAGGAGAAGCUGAGAGUGAUGAUGGAUCAGGAGAGCUGCGUCUCUCCAUCAACACAACUACUGGGAUUAAAGAGCGCUCUGGCUUCUGCUUUAGCGCAGAACUCGGAUCUGAGAGAGCGCCUCUGCAGGAUCCACAGUGAGUCGCGCAUCUCAGAACCCGCCGUGGUUACAAACUUCAGCGCCGCUUCGCUUCAGAAGCAGGACUCCACCGAGUGCUCCCGUCACCUGGUCCACCAGGCGUCCAACGAGAGUCGAGCGUCCAUCGCCGAGUCCCUGUCCGAAUUCUUCGACGCACAGGAGGUCCUGCUGUCAGCGAGCUCCUCUGAGAACGAGCCCUCGGACGACGACUCGUACAUCAGCGAUAUCAGCGACAACGUCUCGGUGGAGAACUACACCAGCGAGGCCCAGAACGACAGACUCCAUUCAGAUUGUGUUGAGAACGGCUCUUAUAAAGCAAAGCGCCGCUCCCUGCUCCCCUCACCGAGUCCUAACACCAGUAACAUCAGUCUGUGGAACAUCCUGAGGAACAAUAUAGGGAAGGACCUGUCCAAGGUGGCCAUGCCGGUGCAGCUGAACGAGCCGCUCAACACCCUGCAGAGACUGUGUGAGGAGCUGGAGUACAGCGAGCUGCUCGACCGGGCCGCCAACACACAGGACCCGUUCGAACGCAUGGUGUACAUCGCCACAUUCGCGGUGUCCGGCUACGCCUCCAGUUACUACCGAGCGGGAGGAAAACCGUUCAACCCCGUCCUGGGGGAGACGUACGAGUGCGAGCGUCCAGACAAAGGCCUCCGCUUUAUAGGGGAGCAGGUCAGCCAUCACCCGCCGAUAUCUGCGUGUCACGCCGAGUCUAAAAACUUCAUCUUCUGGCAAGACGUGAGGUGGAAGAACAAGUUCUGGGGAAAGUCCAUGGAGAUCAUUCCUGUUGGCACCACUCAUGUGGUUCUUCCUGGUCUAGGUGACCAUUACGAGUGGAACAAAGUGACGUCCUGCAUUCACAACAUCCUGAGCGGUCAGCGCUGGAUCGAGCACUACGGAGAAAUCCUCAUUAAGAACUCCAGCAGUGAUAUCUGUCAGUGUAAAGUCACCUUUAUUAAGGCAAAAUACUGGAACUCGAGUGUGAACGAGGUGGAGGGAGCCGUGAUGGACCACAAGGGGAAGGUCAUUCACAAGCUGUUCGGGAAGUGGCACGAAAGUAUUUACUGUGGCAGCCCGCCCACCGCAAGGGGCAUUUGGAGAACCAAUCCGAUGCCUCCAGACUACGAGCAGUACUACGGCUUCACCAAGUUCGCUCUUGAGCUAAAUGAACUGGACCUCCAGACCAAAGCUCUUCUACCUCCCACAGACACCAGAUUACGACUGGAUCAGCGGUUACUGGAGGAGGGGAGCGUGGAGGCAGCAGAAGUGCAGAAGCAGAGGAUAGAACAGCUACAGAGAGACCGACGCAGAGUCCUUGAAGAGAACAGCAUGGAGCAUCAGCCUCGGUUCUUCCAGAAAUCAGAGGACGACACAUGGGUCAGUAACAACACGUACUGGGAGCUGAGAAAAGAUCCCGACUUCAGUAAUCUGGACUGUCCGGUGCUUUGGUGAAGUCUAACUGACCGGCGCUCACUCACAGACUCAGUAUGAAGAAAACGCACAGAGCUGAGUGAGAGGUGGCAAACCAAAUCUGACCAGAGGAUAUGUCCUGCCUGAUUACCUGGAGGAAACUGGACUGAAAUGGACCACACGAUUGUGCCCUGUUGCUGCUGUCAACUGAAGCGUCCGUUCGUCAUUACUCACCCGAUAUUCCAUUUGAAAUGCCUUAAUAUGCUUCAAAUAUACUUUAAAGUGUGGUUAUGCAGCUGUUGAAUGUCUACAAAUAUGCAAACAUGGUCCAGUUUGUCAUUUUACUGGCUUGAAAAUACUGACGUCUAUAUUGUUGCAUAGUGACACCGUGUGGUGCAGUCUGGUACUGCAGGCGGCCAGUGUGUGCGUUUCUGUCCACAUCAUCAUGUUUAUGCACGUACUUUUGUCUUGUCAGUGUUAUAUUGUCUACCUCCUGUGUCAUUUAAUGGGUACAUAUAACAUCAGUGGAGAUAUAAACACUUUUUGGCACACCACCCAUACAUCUGGUGGAUUUCUAUAUGGCCUCAAAUGCAAACGAUCCUCCGCCAGCGAGGUAAAAUAUAAGCACACAAAAUAUAACAGAUCACACAAAGGCACAAACUUCUAAGAUAGCAGGAGGAGAUUUGUGAUUUGUGUCCAAACUUUGCUUAAUAUUCAUCUUUACCAAAGCAUUAAAUGACCACUUUUGUUCUGAGACCACUUCUAUCAAAUUAGAAAGCUAGUCAUAUCCAAUUCCCCAAUCAUAUUCCACCUCUACUCCUGACCAAGGAGGGUCGUGACUAACACAUGAUGCCCCCUCCGACAUGUGUGCAGUACCGACCGCUUCUUUUUACCUGCACCAGACAGGUUUAUAUGGGGAGAGUCAUGCACUGAUCUCCAUUAUCCCCAGUCUCUGUCUCUUGGUGCAGUGCCAUUGAUCUGCCAGCAGAGGUCGUAAUUGCAGCAGUCAUGAGGAAUCCCUAUGGCCCUCUCUUCUUAGAACGAAUCAAUCAUCGUCCUUAUAGGGCCCAGCAGUAGUGGGCUAGCAUACCUUACCGCUGCGCCACCCGAGCACCCGCGCAUUAUUAUAAUUAAUUUCUUUUAAAUGUGUUUUAUUAUCAGAUAAAAAGUUCAGCUUUAAUCCCUUUUAUCUAUAACCCCGUCUUGCAGCCAAAGGGGGAACUGCUAUGUCAAAUCUGCUUUAUUCCUUCUCACUCUAUUACACUCUAUAAUCAUGUAUCAGUACUUCAUAACUGUAUUAAACUAUUGACUGCAUUGAGGGACGUAUUAAAAACUAAAACAAACCACACGGCCUUGCUUCCAGUCCGGUUUGACUGAAUUCUCACCACACUGCAUCUGGGUGUCUCGUAUUUCUGUUGUUUUGAUUUGUUUUUGGUCUGUAACCUAUGUGGAUCCAGUUCUUCCUAAAGAUAAAGUGGAAUAAAGCAGUGGUGGUGGUGGUGGUGGUUGGAGGAACGUUCAUUGACGGCUGCUGAGAUCUUCUCUUUCAAUAAACCAUCAUAUUUAA